UUAUCAGCAGUUUUCCCGCGGUUUGGGAGAAGGGUACAUCAAUCACAACAAACAGUUCGUUGGGUGUUUUUACUGGGAUUGCCGGAGUACGAAACAUUGCUGGAGACUGAAAAUUAAGUGGAUUACUCUUUCCCGACUUUAUAGUUUAUCUAACUACUGUGGAUCUGGAGUUGGACAGGUUCCUGAAGCGUAUUAAACAAACAAACAAAAACAAAAAAAACUAUCGACAUGCCACCUAAAACACGGAGCACUGUGACACCACUCAACAAGGAAAUAAACCAGAGCAAUGUUGUCGUGUCCUCAGUCAAGGAGAAGAUUUCAGAUUUAUCCAUUGAUAGGCACAAAGAUAAGGAUGUCGAGUUUCUGACGCUCUCUGAGAAGUUGAAGAUUAAUGAUCAUGUGUGUGACCAUGCCUGGAGUAUAUGGGACUCUGUGCGAGCCUCCAAGGACAUCAUCCUGGACACAAACCUCAAGGUCUGGGGUGCCUGUCUGUUCAUUGCUGCGACAGAUCUGGAGAUCAUGACCUUCACGUUCACAGAGGUACAGAAGGCUGUGGAUCUAAAUGUGAAGGAUUUCUUUAACCUUCUGAAGAAGCUGGAUGUGAACAUGGACACGAUCAGCACCAAGGUGAAUGGUGCCAUGGCCCGUUUGGAGAAGAAGUAUGAAGUGUCCCAUGCUCUCUUCCAACGCUUCCAAAAGAUGUGUGGGAAAAUUUACGCUGAUGCUUCUGACUCCAGUAGGAAGGACAGUCCAGAUGGGAAGCGGAUCAUUUGCACCUGCUGGACACUCUUUCUCCUAGCUAAAGGAAGGGUGCUGCAGGUGGAGGAUGACCUCGUGAUCUCCUUCCAGCUGCUCAUGUGUGUGCUGGAGUUCUGCAUUCGACACAGCCCUUCCUCCAUGCUCCUGCAGCCCUACAAAAAGGCUACAAACAUGGGUCAGCCCAUGACUCGGACAUCACGGCGCAAUCACAGCAAAGCCAAACCCUGCUCCCCUGAAGUGAACCUGCAUCUUCUGCAAACCCUCUGCGAGGAGAAUGAGUGCAGUAUGGAUGAGGUGAAGGAUGUCUGCAUGACCAGCUUCUCUGCCUUCUUGGAGUCGAUGGGCCUGUCGGGCACUGAGGAGCUACCUGAGACCUUUGAGCUUUCCAAUCAAUACGAAGAACUUUACCUCAAAAGCAAGGACUUUGAUGCCAGGCUCUUUUUGGAUCAUGACAAAACUCUUCAAAUGAGCGAAAUAGACUUGAUGCAGCUCGAGAGAACCCCCAAGAAAAACCCGACGGAGGAAGAGCUUGUCAUCCCCCCCCAAACCCCUGUCAGAGUGGCCAUGAAUUCCAUUCAGCAGCUCAAGGUUGUCCUUGCCUCUGCCAGUGAUGAGCCAUCAGACGUCUUGUCUGCGUAUUUCAAGAACUGCACAGUGGACCCGACUCAGGAGAUCAUCCAGAGGGUGAGGCAUCUCGGGGAGCACUUCGGCCAGCGGUUUGCACAGGCCAUGGGCCAGCGCUGCAUGGAGAUUGGCUCUCAGCGGUUUACUCUUGGGACCCGGCUGUACUUCAGAGUCAUGGAAUCCAUGCUGAAAUCGGAGGAAAAGAGGCUGUCUGUGCAGAAUUUUAGUAAACUUCUCAAUGACUCUGCCUUCCAUACUUCACUGCUUGCCUGCGCCCUGGAAGUUGUUACAGCAACCUAUGGUGGAACCGGAGGGUUUGGGGUCAGGGUCACAAUUGAAACUGACCUCUCGUUCCCCUGGGUCCUGGACGUAUUCCAGCUGGUUGCCUAUGACUUCUAUAAGGUGAUUGAGAGCUUCAUCAAGGCAGAGUCAAGUCUGAGUCGAGACAUGAUCAAACACUUGGAGCACUGUGAACACUUGGUUUUGGAGAGCAUCGCUUGGAGGGGGGACUCCCCACUGUUUGAGCUCCUGUGUAAAGCCCAGGAGGAAGGGCCAGGGGAGCAAGCAGAGCCCCCUGCAAACCUAAACCAGCCCCUGCAGCAUAGCCACACUGCCGCUGACCUGUACCUCUCUCCCAUACGCCCCAGCAACCGGAUACCCACUAGAGCAGAGGCACUGGACACACCCACUCUAUUAUAUCACCCCACGCAGGCCCCCCGGCAUCCUAGAUCGACUUCUCUCUCUCUCUUCUACAAAAAAGUGCAUCGGCUGGCGUACCUACGCCUGAACAUGAUGUGCUCCCUCCUGCUAACCUCUCACCCUGAGCUGGAGCCAGUCAUGUGGACCCUGUUCCAGCACACACUCCAACAUGAGUAUGAACUAAUGAGAGACCGCCACCUGGACCAGUUGAUGAUGUCAGCCAUGUACGCCAUCUGCAAGGUGAAGAACAUUGAUUUGAGAUUCAAGACCAUCGUCACGGCCUACAAGAACCUUCCCAACACCAAGCAGGAGACCUUCAAAAGGGUGCUGAUUCGUGAGGGUCAGUACGACUCCAUCAUAGUCUUCUACAAUCUGGUGUUCAUGCAGAGGCUAAAGACCAACAUCCUGCAGUACGCUUCUCCAAGGCCACCCACCUUGUCACCAAUCCCCCACAUCCCCUGCAGUCCCUAUAAGUAUCCCAACUCCCCCCGGAGGGUCCCAGGGAGCAAUAAUGUGUACAUAUCCCCCAUGAAGAGCAGCCGGAUGUCCCCCAGUGUCAUGACCCCCCGCACCAGAAUCCUGGUUUCCAUUGGUGAAUCCUUUGGGAUAAGUUCAUCAGAUAAGUUCUCUAAGAUCAAUCAGAUGGUGAGCAGCAGUGAUUGGAACCUGAAGAGGGGUCAUGAUGGAGGCCCUGCACCCAAGCCGCUGAAGAGGCUGCGGUUUGACACAGAUGGACAGGAUGAAGCUGAUGGAAGUAAACCCAGUGGAAAGUCUACGUUGAUACAGAAACUGGCAGAAAUGACCUCCACUCGAACCCGGAUACAGGAACAGAAGCUGAAGGAAGAUGCAGACUCUUUGAAGAGGGAGGAGCCUUGAAUGGUGACUGCUACAGAGGACCCGCCAAAGCUGUAGAGCUUUUGAAACAAUAGCUUUUUUUAAACCAUUUAAAAUGUAGCCAUAGUCAAGUUGUAUUUUUAUGAAAACAGUACUCCGGCUUGUCUCUCAAAGGCAAAACAUACCAUUCUGCAUUCUGUAUUAAUCAGUCAUCUUAAUCACUGGUUUUCUGAAUUCUCAAGUACUUUCAGUGAAAUAUUUUUUUAAUGUUAAUUAGUUAUUAUGAAUAUAGCCAAUUAAGUGGGGGGCCAAAACAGCCGCACAAAAGAUACAUUUUCCCCCAAUGCUUUUUUAAAUGUAUAAAGGAAUGCAAGAGCACCUAGCUGUCAAUAUGGUGUGACAUGCCAUUAUAGCACAUCUUGAACAAUUUUGGAAAUGUAACGAUGGUGACAGAUUCUCCCAUUGGAAAUUUAACCAGUAUCAAUAAGUGUGAUGCAUCUCAUAUUAAUGGCAUUUAUUGUUUCAGUAUUAUUAUUAUUGUAUUUUUUCUUAGAAUUUUUAAAUUUUUCUCUAAAUUAAGUUAGGUUGUAAUGUAAAAUGCCAUAUAACCCAAAAAACUAUGACAGACACAGUCAAUGUGUGUCCCCCUAGUGACACCAUUCCUGCUGUAAAACUACAGAGCGAAAGAGACCAUCGGUUCAUUUUUUAUAAAAUGUUUUCUUGACAACCCAAA
Molecule: messenger RNA, 3649 nt
Organism: Conger conger (European conger)
Lineage: Eukaryota; Metazoa; Chordata; Actinopteri; Anguilliformes; Congridae
Gene: rb1
Product: retinoblastoma 1
Exons: 27
Coding region: 229-2958 (909 amino acids)
Biological process (GO): regulation of transcription by RNA polymerase II; cell differentiation; cell morphogenesis involved in neuron differentiation
Cellular component (GO): nucleus; Rb-E2F complex; chromatin
Molecular function (GO): RNA polymerase II transcription regulatory region sequence-specific DNA binding
Source: RefSeq, a predicted model, not a curated record